This is a messenger RNA of Dibothriocephalus latus, 507 nucleotides long. NCBI's taxonomy places the organism in Eukaryota, Metazoa, Platyhelminthes, Cestoda, Diphyllobothriidea, Diphyllobothriidae. The record is from the annotation of a GenBank genome assembly.
AUGUCAAAAAUAUGCCAACGGCAUUCUAGUGCUUCGAAACAAUUUGCAUUCACAGGAAUUAAUUUAAAUCCGACCCUCACGGCAGUAAAGGAUGGCAUUAACGCAAAAAAAAAUCCUCCAGGCGCCCUCGCUGACCGCGAGGACCAAUGCGUAGAUCGGGUCAUUGAUUCACACUACGGCUAUGAACGUGACGCCAUAAUUGCCGUCGCCGCCCUUCUCAUAAUUGGUCUGGCCUGUCUGAUUGUCGUCUUCAUCAUCGACCUCGUCUUGAUCUGCUCCAGCGUGGUGCCAGCCGGUCUCAUCACCGCGAGAUUCGUCCUGCUGUAUUUGGGCACAGCACUCAUACUGAUAGCAGUCAUUGUGUUUACGGCGAAGAGGAAUGCCCUUUGGUCCUACUUCCUUGCACUGAUCGGCGCCAUUUUCGCGGUUCUCGUGGCCAUCCUGGCAAUCAUGAGCUCUAGGUGCGUGACCGGCAGUGAGCGUGUCGUUGUACGAACCACACACUAG